AUGGCAUCUUCUGAAACAAGAAUGAACAAGGUAAGAGAUAAAGAAGAGGCCAUAGCAAAUGGAGUGAAGGUGAGAGCACUUCAAGCCAGUCUAAUGUACAAGUCAAGCCCAUCCUCUAAUAAUUACAGUCUCAGAAGCCCUUCUUCCUCUUCUGCUGCUGCUUCACCAGCUUCUCGUCCUCUCCCUACUAACCUCUCUGCUUAUGAUUACCCUGUUUUCACUCCUAGCUAUGAGGAUGGGCCUGUGUCGGCAUUUCAUCACAAGAAUCUCACUUUAUCUGAGACUUGGGAUGAAGAUGGAGAUGAAGAUCAAGACGUGAGACAUACUUAUCUCUCUGAUUCUUACAAAACCUCUACUUCAAGAAAGACUGUAGUGCCUCAUCAAGAUUCUCACCAUCAUGUUUACACUAUGUCGGACGCUCUCAGAUCCCCACCGUUACAUUUGUAUACUUCCGGUAGAAGCAACUGCGGCUCGGUUGACUUUAGGUCGGUCUCUUCUUGCAAUGAUUACAACAAACAGAGAGGUUUUGAUACCAAGAGCUUGAAGAACUCUAAUCUUGUUGUGCCCUUGACGGAUUCACACUCGGCUGUUGUUUCUUCUCAGCCAAGGAACCGUGGAGGAAGAGUGAUGUCUUGGUUAUUCCCAAAGUUGAAGAAGAAGCAAAAGAUUGAAGAGAGAAUUGAUAGAAGCAACCAGAAGUAG
Camelina sativa (false flax) is the source of this 702-nucleotide messenger RNA. Lineage: Eukaryota; Viridiplantae; Streptophyta; Magnoliopsida; Brassicales; Brassicaceae. The record is from RefSeq and is a predicted model, not a curated record.